Molecule: messenger RNA, 1698 nt
Organism: Perca fluviatilis (European perch)
Lineage: Eukaryota; Metazoa; Chordata; Actinopteri; Perciformes; Percidae
Product: deleted in malignant brain tumors 1 protein-like
Exons: 7
Coding region: 94-1410 (438 amino acids)
Cellular component (GO): membrane
Source: RefSeq, a predicted model, not a curated record
AGGAAGUGUUCCAGGAAGGACUAGCAGUGUGAAGUCUUCUUUCCUCCGCAGUAUUUCACUGAUAAAUGAUAAAGAGCAGCCUUAGUGUCAGCCAUGGGGAGCAAACAACAGAGAAACAUUUGCCAUUUGGCCAUGGUUUAUUUUAUCUUGAGUUCAACUUCACCUGCUGCAGAUGGUCAGAUCAGAUUAACUGGGUCUGGGUCUACUCGGUGCUCUGGAAGAGUUGAAAUCUAUUACAACAACAUCUGGGGAACAGUCUGUGAUGAUAAUUGGGACUUAAACGAUGCUGAGGUGGUUUGCAGACAGUUGGGCUGUGAUACGGCACUGAGUGCCCCUCAGUCAGCCCGCUUUGGUGUAGGAACUGGACAAAUCUGGCUUGAUGAUGUAGCCUGUACAGGAAAUGAGAGGUCUCUAACUCAGUGUAAGCACAGUGGAUUUGGGACACACAACUGUGGACAUAGUGAGGAUGCUGGUGUUGUCUGUUCAGGUGUCAGAUUGUCUGGGUCUACUCUGUGCUCUGGAAGAGUUGAAAUAUAUCACAACAACAUCUGGGGAACAGUCUGUGAUGAUGAUUGGGACUUAAACGAUGCUGAGGUGGUUUGCAGAGAGUUGGGCUGUGGUACGGCACUGACUGCUACUCAGUCAGCCCACUUUGGUGAAGGUACCGGAGAAAUCUGGUUUGAUGAUGUGGCCUGUUCAGGAAGUGAGAGGUCUGUAACUCUGUGUCAGCACAGUGGAUUUGGGACACACAACUGUGGACAUGGAGAGGAUGCUGGUGUGGUCUGUUCAGUACUCCUCCCUAAGCUCAGCAUCUCCAUGAAUCCUGCUGCUAAGGUUACCUGGGGUCAGAACGUCGGCAUCACUUGUUCUGUCUUAACUCAAACUCAACAGAUUUUAAGUUCAACAUUUAUUUUGAAAAAGGCUUCAAGUUCAGUUGGAGAAACCCAAACAUCAAGUACCAACUCUGCUACCUUCAACAUACCUAAAGUCAACUUUGACAAUGAAGGAUCAUACCAGUGUCAGUAUAAGAUAACAGUUGCAGGUCAAGACUUCACCUCCUCAAGUGACUCUGUCAGCCUUUCUGUUACUGUGAGCCUCCCGAAACCUCGCAUAUCCAUGAAUCCUGUUGGUGAGGUUACCUGGGGUCAAGAUGUUGGCAUCACUUGUUUGAUCUCAACUCAGGUUUUAGGUGGGACAUUCAUCCUGCAGCACUCCUCAGGCUCAACCAGAAAGACCAAACGCGUACCAACUCUGCUACCUUCAACAUUGUCCAAGUGGACUUUCACAACGAAGGAUCGUACCAGUGUCAGUAUCAGACAAGGAGUUCAAGUCAAAACUUCAUCUCACCCCAAAGUAACGUUGUCAGACUCUCCGUUUCUGUGCUGCUGCAGCAGCCCAGCAUCUCCCUAACAUCUCCUAACAGAGGGCUGGUCUGGGGCCCUGAAGGUGCACAGAUCACCAGGGGUUUCAGCUUUGUCUUCACCUGCUCCACUUCCUCCCAUUAUCCUGGAGGUGUUUUCCAUCUCAUCUUCUCUGGUUCAAACCUCACCAACACAGAGCCAGCAGUCAACCAGUCAGCCUCCUUUUCCUUCCCAGUGGCUGAAUAUGAACAACAGGGCAACUACAGCUGUGUGUAUGAAGUCACACUGUCCUCGAGAAGAUUCACUUCUACACAGACAGCACAGAUUAGUGUCGCCA